Molecule: messenger RNA, 1443 nt
Organism: Drosophila busckii
Lineage: Eukaryota; Metazoa; Arthropoda; Insecta; Diptera; Drosophilidae
Gene: aln
Product: divergent protein kinase domain 1C
Exons: 5
Coding region: 92-1339 (415 amino acids)
Source: RefSeq, a predicted model, not a curated record
CUUCAAGUGUACAGAACGUAACUGGGCACAUGCACAAGCGGCUCGCUGCACAAGCAUGAAAAUUUGAUUUGAAAAAUCAUCGAAGAAAGAAAUGUUGAAUGCAUUGCGGCGCAAAUUUCGCUUGGGAAUGCAGCGUACGGUUUUGAUUGCAGUGCUGCUGGCGGUGGGCCUCUUCAGCUAUGCCUUCCUAAAUCUAUCCUUUUGCUUUAAGCUAAUGUCGCACAGAAGUCUCACGCACAUGUGCCAGAAGUAUGAGCAGCAUGAGUACAGCGGCUCAUUGUGCGAGGAGCUGUGCAGCAGUCAAUCGAACUUUGACAAUUUUCAGUGUCCGCUGAACGAUAUGAAGACUAUAUUGUUUACGGCGGAGAAGAACGGCGACAUGUAUGCCGUCAAGAUGGCCAAGCAUAACGAUGACGAUCUGAGCUGGACAAACAACAAGGGCGAGAGUAUUUAUCCCAAAAUUGAGGAAUUUCACGAGAUUGUCAAACUGCAUAUCAUACUGGCCUACAAUGUUACCUUGGAUGACAAUAUGGUGCGCGCCUUGGUCAAUCAGGAGAUCGCCGAUAAUAAUUCGCAGCAGAUGGUAAGCUUUUGGCGUUUGUUCAAGGACAACAACUACAUGAUGGGCAAGCUCUUCGAUGAGGAAUCUGUUUUCCCAGCCGUGUUGGGCUCUUGUGGUCCCUACUACGCCACCGAGGGUCUACAGAUAGUGCAAUCCACGCCCGGAAUUUUGCAGUAUAUCGCUUCGAAUCGGCAGCAGCGCUUGAAGCACGCUCUCAACAUCAUGGAGUACAUAUUCAGACUGGAGGAAAUGAAGCCGGAGCCGCUGCGCAUGUGUAAAAUGCAAGUGAAUCGCUUUGGCCUUACCCCCGAUAGACGCCUCAAGUAUCAAAGCGCCGAGCAUGUCUAUGUGGAGAGUCAGCUGGACAAACGCAUAUCCAAUGGUGCCAAGUGCAAGAGUGACCAGGACUGCAACUAUUAUGCCUGUCGUGGUCUUUGUGCUGCCGAUCGUCAGGCCUGCACGCAUGUGCAACAAAACAACAAUUUCCAAGUGUUCUGCGAGCAAAUACUAGUGGGCAGCGGGACUUUCCAGCCUGGACUGCUCAGUGGCAUACGCCUGCCCAAGUCGCUGCAGAAGCUGGUGAAGAUGUGUGUGCAGCCGCCGAAGGAGCAUCAGCUGCCCGGACGCAGUCAGGCGCCCAGUCUGCAGCUGGCUUUGAGGCUCUAUAAUGAGUUGAAGCAGCUGCUGCAGGCUGUUAUAGUUGCCUCGGGAGACUCUGACUCCGAGGAUGAAGUUGAAGGUGAAAGUCCACGCUUUAGUGGGCGUGGCGGCGCUUAGAUGUCUGGGCACAGUAAUUGUAGUUGAAUUGAUAACUUGCUCAAUAAUUGGUAGCAUUUUUUACAGAAAUUAGUUUUAACGAAUUGAAAAUUAUAUGAACACAA